Molecule: messenger RNA, 337 nt
Organism: Aspergillus saccharolyticus JOP 1030-1
Lineage: Eukaryota; Fungi; Ascomycota; Eurotiomycetes; Eurotiales; Aspergillaceae
Exons: 2
Coding region: 118-294 (58 amino acids)
Source: RefSeq, a predicted model, not a curated record
GGCGGAUAAGGUGAAGAUCGUGAGCUGCAACAGCAAGAGGCCUGGGGAGGCUUGAGAUUGCUUUCCCCUCUGGCUGGGCUUGUUUGGCUACGACACGCUUGCGUCGAAUCUUUAGAGAUGGCGUUAUCUCAUUCUUUGUGCAUUUAUGUUGCUGCAGAUAAUGUUUGUUUUGUGGGUUUUAGCAGGAUUCUGGGUUUGUCUUGCUGGGUUUGGGCUGGGCGUUUUAUGCGGGGAGGAAGUUUGCGUCCGUUGCAUUUGAGGAGGGAGGAUAGAGUGGGCUCUCCCCUUCUCUGAUUUUCAGAAGUGAAAGGAGAAUGUUAAAGCACCCCCAGCUGGC